UAAAUAGAAAUUCACGAAACCCACGGAAUUCAAUUGAGAGGCGCAAUGGAGGGAGGCGUUGGUGCAGCAGGAGGAGGAGCACAGUACAAUCCACGCACAGUGGAAGACGUUUUUAGGGAUUUCAAUGGCCGCCGAGCCGGCUUGAUCAAGGCUCUCACCACCGAUGUUGAAGACUUUUAUCAGCAGUGUGAUCCAGAGAAGGAGAAUCUGUGUUUGUAUGGCUUUCCUAGUGAACAAUGGGAAGUCAAUUUGCCCGCUGAAGAAGUUCCUCCUGAGCUCCCGGAGCCUGCAUUGGGUAUCAACUUCGCUAGAGAUGGGAUGCAAGAGAAGGACUGGUUAUCUUUAGUUGCUGUGCAUGGCGAUGCAUGGUUGCUUGCUGUGGCUUUCUAUUUUGGAGCCAGAUUUGGAUUCGAUAAGGCUGACAGGAAGCGAUUAUUUACAAUGAUAAAUGAACUCCCAACAAUUUUUGAAGUUGUGACUGGUAGCGCAAAGAAACAAUCAAAGGAAAAGUCAUCUGUCUCAAAUCACAGCAGCAGCAAAUCCAAGUCAAAUUCUAAAGUGACAUCUGAAUCUCAAGCAAAGUAUGUAAAAGCAUUGCAGCCAAAGGAUGAAGACGAGGGCUUUGACGAGGAAGACGAGGAUGAACAUGGAGAGACAUCAUGCGGGGCUUGUGGUGAGAGCUAUGGGGCAGAUGAAUUCUGGAUAUGCUGUGACAUAUGUGAGAAGUGGUUCCAUGGCAAGUGUGUGAAGAUCACCCCUGCUAGGGCUGAGCAUAUCAAGCAAUACAAGUGCCCAUCGUGCAGCAGCAACAAGAGAGGUCGCAGUUAAUAUGGCCAAGGGAUGUUCUCUUCCUUUGUAGACUUCUUUAGUGGACUGUUAUGUUGGGCAUGUUAAACUUUCCUAGAACAAUUUUUAGCGCAACAUGCAAACGGUUGCUUUUAGUACACUAGACCUCAGUUUUCUGCGUGCUUAGUUUUAGUUCUGUGAAGAUGUUACUUGUCUUGAGCUAGAAAUGUUUAGCUGUUGUCUCUUCUAACUUUUUAUCAGAAUCAAAUUGACGGCCUUUUCCCUUCCGCGUCA
Molecule: messenger RNA, 1080 nt
Organism: Tripterygium wilfordii
Lineage: Eukaryota; Viridiplantae; Streptophyta; Magnoliopsida; Celastrales; Celastraceae
Product: PHD finger protein ALFIN-LIKE 4-like
Exons: 5
Coding region: 46-828 (260 amino acids)
Biological process (GO): regulation of DNA-templated transcription
Cellular component (GO): nucleus
Molecular function (GO): transcription cis-regulatory region binding; transcription coregulator activity; histone binding
Source: RefSeq, a predicted model, not a curated record